Pezoporus occidentalis (night parrot) is the source of this 1069-nucleotide messenger RNA. It is a transcript of the gene CUNH22orf23, whose product is annotated as chromosome unknown C22orf23 homolog. Bases 153 to 833 code for a protein of 226 amino acids. The transcript is spliced from 6 exons. The record is from RefSeq and is a predicted model, not a curated record. NCBI's taxonomy places the organism in Eukaryota, Metazoa, Chordata, Aves, Psittaciformes, Psittacidae.
UGCUCUGGCGGCGCUGUUGCCAUGGCGACGCAGCACGGCGCCGCUCCCGUUCCCGUUCCCGCUGCCUUCCAUCCUCGCCGCCGCUCCCUCUCUCCCAGGCAGCCGCUGGCCGCUACGGAGCCGUUAGAGCCCGCGGCCUAACGGCUGAGCCCAUGGCGGCACGGCCCGCCGGGAUGCCGGGAUGCGGCGGCCCCUCGGCGGUGAGGGAUGGUGCAGCCCGGUACAGCCCGGGCACCCGGGAGCUGCUCAGAGCGAUGAUGGAGGAGUCGAAGCUGACGCAUUUCCAGAGGCGAUACCUGAUGGAGUGUGUGGAACGAGGAGAUACCAUGCCCCUCCAGUGCCACCCCACAACCAGCAAAGAGCCAGCGCCUGCUUCCUCUCCACCUGCUCAUCAGCAGAGCAGGCUUUCAGCUAAACCCCAUCUCCGACCUGCCAGUGCCUGCCAGGCGGGAGAUUCCUACACCCGAGAGAAAUUCAAGCCACGGGCAACACGAGAUUUGGAAAAGGAGAAGCAAAGGCUCCAAAACAUCUUAGCAACAGGAAAGGAUGUGGUGGAGCACAAGGUGAAGCCAGUGGUGGUUCAGACCAAGGAAGAGGAGAUCCCCGAGCCUGACCGAUUUGAAGAAUUGGUGAAUGAAAUUCAGGAGAGAAAGGAGUUCCUGGCAGAGAUGGAAGCUCUAGGACAGGGCAAGGAGUAUCGAAGGAUCAUCCUCACUGAAAUCUCACAGAAAAUGCGUGAGAUGGAGAUCCUUGACAAGAAGAAAAGUGAGGAAAUGGAAGAGUUCAUGACAAAAGACUUCACUGGUGGGAACAAAUCUGAUCCCCAUGACUAGGCCAAGGGAAAACACAAGUGCAAUUUGUUCCCACUUCUUCUUCCCAGACUCUUAGAAUCCAAGUCUCAAGGGCUGGUCUGUGCCUGUGCCCGAAGAGGGGGCAGCACCUCAUGCUGCCUGAAGCCAGAAGGCAGGAGCAAUUUGUACAUAACUGGUGCCAGAAGAAAGCUAUUAUAAAAUCCUGCCCUCGCACAUGAUCCCUUAUUGCUUAACGAUAUUAAAGAGAUGAAAACACA